AGAUAAAUGCCCGAGCGGAGAGUGUUCAUUAUCCGUCAUGGUGAAAGAUGUGAUUUUGCAUUUGGCAAGUCAGGACUUUGGAUCAAUUCAUUUGACAGCAGAGGAAGAUAUCGCCCGCUUGACAUCAAUCUUCCCCGAACUCUUCCAAAACGUGCCGAUGGAUGGCAAGGUUUUGCUGCCGACACCCCGUUGACUGAAAUUGGUUAUCUUCAAUCAAAAUUGACAGGACGAGCAUUACGUGACAAUGGAAUCGAAAUCAACCAUGUUUUCUGUUCCCCGGCUUUGAGGUGCAUCCAAACAACAGUUGGUCUAUUGAAGGGAAUGGGUCUUGACAAGCGAAUUCAGUUUUCCGUUGAACCUGGGCUUUAUGAGUGGAUGGUAUUUGCAAGGUACGCAAGACCAUGCUGGAUUCCGCCAAAAGAUUUGAAAAAGCUUGGCUACCCUGUACAAGAAAACUAUGUACCAUGUUGGACGGAUAAGGAGCUUCGAAUGAAUGAAACCUUAGCAGAUUUCUAUCAAAGAUCGUUUGGUUCUAUAAACAAAAUUUUGUCGGAAUGCACAGAAGGAAACAUUCUCAUUGUGGCUCAUGGUGCAUCACUCGAAACAUGCACUCGGCAGCUGGUCGGCGGUGAUAUCAGAUCAACUGACGAUUUCUACUACCUACUUCAAAACACACCAUACUUGUCGUGUGUAGAAGUGAACUCUCGAGAAGGAUUAUGGAGACUAGUGGGCAGCCCGAUUCCGUCGUUUUCACACACGUACAAUCGCACUUUUGAUCCAUUGCAGCUCGUCACAAAAGAUUUGGCCUCGCUGAAAAGAGAACGAGAGGGAAAAGACAAUAUGAGGACCACUCAAUAAUCUUUUUGAUAAUUUGUAAGCCGAAUUAAUUUUUCUACGGUUCUGAAUGCUAACAUUUUUGGCGGGAGUUCUUUAUUCGAAUUUAUGUAAAUUGAAAGUCUUUAACUUUGAGCCUAACUUUUUAUUGCCAGUGGGAAUAUUUUUCAAGUUUGCUUUUAUAAUGCUAAAAUCUUUUUUAAAAAAUAUUUGAAAUGACUCGAUGUGGAAAAUUUGAAAAUUUACCAUAAUUUUGUCUGAAAAUUUUUUGAAGAUGUGUUAUAAUAUUUAGUCAGUUUGGUCUAUGGUCUCAACUGACGGUUCUCCGGCCUUUGAUUAGUUUGGUUUUUCUUCAGUUUAUCACCGACGUUGUUCAUGAUCUCAACUUUCUCCUGUUUUUUUAUUCGAUUCAUAUUCAAAUUGUUAUACUUUCAACUAAUAAAUCAUUUUAUUCGACAAUCAAU
Molecule: messenger RNA, 1298 nt
Organism: Caenorhabditis elegans
Lineage: Eukaryota; Metazoa; Nematoda; Chromadorea; Rhabditida; Rhabditidae
Gene: T07F12.1
Product: Steroid-phosphate phosphatase
Exons: 6
Coding region: 7-858 (283 amino acids)
Cellular component (GO): cytosol
Molecular function (GO): acid phosphatase activity
Source: RefSeq, marked reviewed